This is a messenger RNA of Alosa sapidissima (American shad), 4632 nucleotides long. RefSeq names its product glutamate receptor, metabotropic 2b (gene grm2b). The record is from RefSeq and is a predicted model, not a curated record. The transcript has 6 exons. Bases 943 to 3624 code for a protein of 893 amino acids. NCBI's taxonomy places the organism in Eukaryota, Metazoa, Chordata, Actinopteri, Clupeiformes, Clupeidae. Gene Ontology annotation, molecular function: group II metabotropic glutamate receptor activity. Gene Ontology annotation, cellular component: membrane. Gene Ontology annotation, biological process: G protein-coupled glutamate receptor signaling pathway; regulation of synaptic transmission, glutamatergic.
UCUUUAGGCUACAGCCUAGCCUGUUGACCAGUGUCUGAGAACAGCUGACUUACAAGGGAACUCGUUUGAGUUUCCUAAAGAAUGUUACAUUGAGCAAGACGACGAAGCCCAAACGUAUCGCGAUCCAAAGUUUAGGUAUAAGAUCAAGCAUACCAUUAGUUCAUGAGAUAGGUCGUGACAACGGGAUUUAAAAAAAAUAUUAAUUUAUUUUAUUUCCCACGGAGUCAGUCGGAGCUCUCAGCACUGAGGCGCGCUCAGUCCGCGAUUAAGACAGAUAGAGAUCAGACGCUCUGGCACUUCACAAUUCUCAGCGUAGACUAUCCGUUAACACCACAAGACAUUCUCCAGCGGCAUUUCGUAAUAGACAGAUCCGUUUUUCCUUUAUCUUAGACGUCUUGUCUAACUUAUUGCGUGGUCCGAAUGUGCAAAACUGUGCAGAAUUCUUACCUGACGGUAGGCUAUUGUGCGCUAUUAUAUGAUCGGCUGGUAAAAAUGUGUGAACACAUUUGAUGAGCUUGUGGACUCUGUGUUAAAGUUAGCAGUGUUCGUUCUUUGUGCUCAUAAAAUGCACAAAGACCCUUUUCAUGACACCGGGCCCCUUUUUCAGUACCAAGGACAGAUCCAUUUCUUGGCAGCACCUGGAAGACUCUUCAAGAGCUUUGACUUGUUGACUUCUUUCGGGAUACAUGCAUUCUGAGGCAACGCCAUCAGACUACUAACCACAGAAAAGUUGUACUUUUAAUGAGUUGUUCCAGACCUGCUGGAUGCGAAGACUGAAGUUUAACAUUUCUCUGGAUUCUAAUACCCUAUUUCAGGUGCAAAGCAAAGCAAACAAACAUGGAUGUUCUCCCACUUGAAGACCAGACCAACAUUCAGGCAUAAGAGGAAAGACAAGAUACGGCAAUUAGUAAUCAGGCACUCGCUCACUCAAGUAGACCGAGCAUGGCAGUGUGGAGAGAAGACAACCUCUCCGGACCACUCAGGUCAUCGUCCAGGGCCCCCUGCUGGUGGCUCCUCCAGCUCCUGUUCCUCGUCCUCGUCCUGCUGGUCCCCGACGCGCUGCCCAGCCCCAGGCUCACCCCGGCCGAGAGCAGCGCCAAGCGGGAGAUCAUCGUCAAGGGCGACGUGGUGAUCGGGGCCCUGUUCCCGGUGCACGAGAAGGGCGACGGCUCGGAGGACUGUGGCAAGAUCAACGAGCACCGCGGCAUCCAGCGGCUGGAGGCCAUGCUGCUGGCGCUGGACGAGAUCAACCAGGACAGCCGGCUGCUGCCGGGACUCACGCUGGGCGCCCACAUCCUGGACACCUGCUCCAAGGAUACCUACGCGCUGGAGCAGUCGCUGGAGUUCGUGCGCGCCUCGCUCACCAAGGUGCACGAGACGGGGUUCAUCUGCCCCGACGGCACCACGCCGCAGAAGGACGACCUUUUGGCCAUCUCUGGGGUCAUUGGAGGCUCCUACAGCGAUGUCUCCAUCCAGGUGGCCAACUUACUGCGUCUCUUCCAGAUCCCCCAGAUCAGCUAUGCCUCCACUAGUGCAAAGCUGAGCGACAAAUCCCGCUACGACUACUUCGCCCGCACCGUUCCCCCCGACUUCUACCAGGCCAAGGCCAUGGCGGAGAUCCUGCGCUACUUCAACUGGACCUACGUGUCCACUGUGGCGUCCGAGGGCGACUACGGGGAGACGGGCAUCGACGCCUUCCAGCAGGAGGCUCGGGCCCUGCAGAUCUGCAUCGCCACCUCGGUGAAGGUGAGCCGCUCCAUGAACCGCUACGGCUUCGAGAACGUGAUCCGCUCGCUGCAGCACAAGGGCAACGCCAAGGUGGUGAUCAUGUUCACGCGCAGCGAGGACGCCCGGGAGCUGCUGGUGGCGGCCAUGCGCAUGAACGCCACCUUCGUGUGGGUGGCCAGCGACGGCUGGGGCGCGCAGGACAGCGUGGUGCGCGGCAGCGAGGCAGUGGCCGACGGCGCCUUCACCAUCGAGCUGGCGUCCUACCCCAUCCGCGAGUUCGCCGACUACUUCACCAAGCUCACGCCGCACGGCAACAAGCGCAACCCCUGGUUCCGGGAGUUCUGGGAGCACCGCUUCGGCUGCAGGCUGACCGAGCCGGGCUGCGCCAUGCGGAGCCUGCGGGACGGGGCCUUCCAGCAGGAGUCCAAGAUCAUGUUCGUGGUGAACGCGGUGUACGCCAUGGCCCACGCACUGCAUAACAUGCGGCAGGCCGUCUGCCCCAACACCACUGGACUGUGUGACGCCAUGAAGCCCGGCACCGGGAAAAGGUUUUACCGGGAUUUCAUCCUCAAGACCAAGUUUGAUGCCCCUUUCAGACCAGCUGACACAGAGAACGUUGUCCGCUUCACCGCCACUGGAGACAGCCUGGGCCGCUACAACAUCUUCCACUACCACCAGGAGGGCGGCAAGUACGUCUACCGGAAGGUGGGCUACUGGGCACAGAACCUGGUGCUGAACACCAGCCAGGUGCCAUGGGCCAAUGGCGUGAUUCCCACCUCGCAGUGCAGUGAUCCGUGCCAACCCAACGAGGCCAAGAGCAUGCAGCCGGGCGACGUAUGCUGCUGGAUCUGCAUUCCGUGCCAGGCCCACCAGUACCUGCUGGACGAGUUCACCUGCGAGGACUGCGGCUUCGGCGAGUGGCCCCUGGCCAACCUGACCGGCUGCUUCGAGCUGCCCGAGGAGUACAUCCGCUGGUCGGACGCCUGGGCCAUCGGGCCGGUGACCAUCUCCUGCCUGGGGAUGCUCUGCACCAUGGCAGUGGCCGGCGUCUUCUUGAAGAACAACAACACGCCGGUGGUCAAGGCGUCGGGCCGCGAGCUCUCCUACAUCCUGCUGCUGGGCGUGUGGCUGUGCUACGCCGUGACAUUCAUCUACAUCGCCAAGCCGUCGGCGGCCGUGUGCACGCUGCGGCGCUUGGGCCUGGGCACGUCCUUCGCCGUCUGCUACUCGGCGCUGCUGACCAAGACCAACCGCAUCGCGCGCAUCUUCGGCGGCGUGCGAGAAGGCGGCGCCCAGCGGCCACGCUUCAUCAGCCCGGCCUCGCAGGUGGUCAUCUGCGCCGCGCUCAUCUCCUGCCAGCUGAUGGUGGCCGUGGGCUGGCUGAUCAUCGAGGCGCCCGGCGUGCGCAAGGAGGUGGCGCCCGAGCGCCGCGACGUGGUCACGCUCAAGUGCAACAGCAAGGACUCCAGCAUGCUGGCCUCGCUAGCCUACAACUGCGUGCUCAUCAUCCUCUGCACCGUCUACGCCUUCAAGACCCGCAAAUGCCCCGAGAACUUCAACGAGGCCAAGUUCAUUGGCUUCACCAUGUACACCACCUGCAUCAUCUGGCUGGCCUUCCAGCCCAUCUUCUACGUCACGGCCAGCGACUACAGGGUGCAGACCACCACCAUGUGCAUCUCGGUCAGCCUGAGUGGCUCGGUGGUGCUAGGCUGCCUCUUCGCCCCCAAGGUCCACAUCAUCCUCUUUCAGCCGCAGAAGAACGUGGCCAGCAUUAGGUCCAAGGUCAUCAAGGUCAACACUACUGGCUCCAACUACUCCCAAGCUUCCGCCUCGACCCCCGUGCCGACCGUUUGUAACGGGAGGGAAGUAGUGGACUCCACCACAUCUUCCCUGUGAGCCAGAGAGUAGGACAGAGUGGUGUGUGCACACACACACACACACACACACACACGCACACGCACACGCACACACACACACACAUACACACACAGAACCGUCUUCUGAUGGAUGGCUUGCUGCGUGGAUGCAUGUGGAAGCCUGAAGUUUGAAGACACCCUGUGUUUGGAGAGGGCGCCGAGCAGCUCACCACUCUCUCUCUCUCUCGAAGACUUGCACGCCAGAAUAAAGCUAUGGAGACAGCAAGCCUGUCGCUACUAAGUAGGCUACUAAGACAGCAGCUAUCAAUGUGACUAUAAUGGACUAAAUACUAAGGUACAGCCCUAACGUGUAGUUUUGACAUGUACUUUUUUGUGAAACACUGGGUUACACAAACUUGAAAAAGAGAAUAUUCAGUGAAAAAUAAAACACUAUUUAGGUUGUUUAGAUUCUGCUGGCUUCAUGUAAAGUCUUAUUCUAUAAUGAGGCAUGCAGUGGUGUAGUGCUGUGUUGGCUAGGCAUUUAGCUAACCAUGUGGACUGCUCUUGUCAUUGUUAAAUUAUUACUUAGCAUCCUGUAUCGCUAUAGAACUUUCCAUGUCACAUCUUCUGUGGUCAUUGCAAAGGCUCUAGUGCUGUAGGAGUCUCUAUAGUGGUGUAGAUAAACGACGGAGUUUUUGGGGCUCUGAAACAACGCUGCCAUGUGAGGAUGACGCCCUAUGGAAAGGACAGGGGUGGAGGUCCACACACACAGCGUAUCCCUCAAUGGGUGCUCCCUCCCAAAGUGCUGUGAAUCAAAUGACCUUUUGUCUCUUCCUGUUGAAUUAAUGUAGACCAGAGGAAAUUAAAACUAUAUCCAACAGUAGGCUGUUUUCCUUCUUUUAACAAAGUUAAAUGAAAUAUGGAGGUCACUUGUGUGUGUGUGUGUUUUUUUUUCAAGUGUAGGCUAUAUAAUGUUUCAACAUAGAGUUCAGUGAAUAAGUCAGUGCUUUCUUGUAAUUUAAAUUGUAAAUAAACUUUUUUAAAUGAA